AUGACAUUUGUGAGCGACAAAUGGAAAAUGCUUUUGCACGUGUUUUGCCACAAGCUUUUGAUCCUGAUCUUGAUCAUGACUUUCUACGGAUUACCAAUCAAAGGUCAAGAACUCCGUCGAAAUAGUGUAAUAGCAUCAGUGAUCUCUACUGAAAAUUCUUCGAAUAAUUCGCAAACUCGCCACGGAAGAUUUUUAUUUGACGAAUUAUUUGGUAUCGACAUUGCCUCUGAUAUUGAAACCGAUGAAGAAAAAUUAAGAAACUGCACAUGCGAAUGUGGCUUAUCAAAUCAAGAAAAUCGGAUUGUUGGUGGACGUCCUACGCUACCGUAUAGAUAUCCCUGGAUUGCAAGGCUGGUAUAUGACGGUCGUUUCCACUGCGGUGCUAGUCUACUUAACAACGAUUAUGUAAUUACUGCUGCUCAUUGCGUACGGAGGUUGAAGCGAUCGAAGAUUCGCGUGAUACUCGGCGAUUAUGACCAAUACGUGAACACUGAUGGAACUCCUAUUAUGAGAGCAGUGAGUGUUGUGAUACGUCAUAAGAAUUUUGAUAUGAAUUCCUAUAAUCAUGACGUGGCCUUAUUAAAAUUACGCAAAUCCGUGAAAUUUUCAAAGAAAGUUCGACCGAUUUGUUUACCUCAACCAGGAUACGAUCCUGCUGGAAAAGAAGGAACAGUAGUGGGAUGGGGUAGAACAUCGGAAGGAGGAAUGCUGCCUGGAAAAGUACAGGAGGUACAAGUACCUAUAUAUAGUUUAACACAAUGCCGGAAAAUGAAAUAUCGAGCAAAUCGAAUUACCGAGAAUAUGAUUUGCGCGGGCCGAGGUAACCAGGACUCUUGUCAAGGUGAUAGUGGCGGUCCUCUUCUUGUUCAGGAAGUUGAUAAGCUGGAAAUAGCAGGUAUAGUCUCUUGGGGUGUGGGCUGUGGUAGACCUGGUUAUCCCGGAGUCUAUACUCGAGUGUCACGAUAUCUCAAUUGGAUUCAUGCAAACAUGAAGGAAGGCUGUUUAUGCGCCGGGGUAUUCAAAGAUAAAAUGAAAAACUUAUUUGGACUUUUUGGUAAUAAACCACCUCACUCUGAUAAUUCACCUGCUCCUUGCUACUGUAGUUGUGGGCUACGAAAUGAAGAAAGUCGUAUAGUUGGUGGUCAAACAACGAGUAUGAAUGAGUUUCCAUGGAUAGCUAGAUUAUCGUAUCUAAACAAGUUUUAUUGCGGCGGGACAUUAAUAAAUGAUCGCUACGUCCUCACAGCCGCGCAUUGCGUGAAGGGAUUCAUGUGGUUCAUGAUCAAGGUUACUUUUGGAGAACAUGACAGAUGUAUCGAAAAGCCAACGGAAACCAGAUACGUGGUACGUGUUAUGACCGGUGAUUUUAGUUUUCUGAAUUUCGACAAUGAUAUCGCACUACUUCGUCUCAAUGAAAGAGUGCCGUUGAGUGAUACGAUACGACCGAUAUGCCUGCCGUCAUUGUUGGAUAAUGAUUACGUAGGGGUAAAUGCCAUCGCAUCAGGUUGGGGCACAUUAAAAGAAGAUGGCAAACCGUCCUGUCUUCUCCAGGAAGUCGAAGUUCCAGUCAUGAGUCUUCAAGCAUGCCGCAAUACCAGCUAUAGUCCCCGAAUGAUCUCGGACAAUAUGCUAUGCGCGGGUUACCUAGAAGGAAAAAAGGACUCAUGUCAAGGAGACAGCGGUGGACCCCUUGUAGCGGAACGCGAGGACAAGAAGUAUGAGCUCAUUGGCGUUGUGUCGUGGGGUAAUGGAUGCGCUCGACCUGGUUAUCCAGGUGUGUACACAAGGGUCACACGGUAUAUGGAUUGGAUUUUGAAGAAUUCAAAGGACGGCUGUUUCUGUGAACACAACUGA
Messenger RNA from Formica exsecta, 1854 nucleotides. Its product is annotated as transmembrane protease serine 9-like. Lineage: Eukaryota; Metazoa; Arthropoda; Insecta; Hymenoptera; Formicidae. Gene Ontology annotation, molecular function: serine-type endopeptidase activity. The record is from RefSeq and is a predicted model, not a curated record. Gene Ontology annotation, biological process: proteolysis.